This is a messenger RNA of Elgaria multicarinata webbii, 5239 nucleotides long. RefSeq names its product alpha-2-macroglobulin-like protein 1. Gene Ontology annotation, molecular function: endopeptidase inhibitor activity. The transcript has 37 exons. Lineage: Eukaryota; Metazoa; Chordata; Lepidosauria; Squamata; Anguidae. Gene Ontology annotation, cellular component: extracellular region. The coding region runs from base 16 to 4548 and encodes 1510 amino acids. The record is from RefSeq and is a predicted model, not a curated record.
CAUUGACCCAGGGAGAUGAGGUCUGUACACUUCGUGGUGCCUGUGUUCUUUGGAACGGAGGGAUCUAUGGGAGGCUAUUUAGGUCUGUGCACCAGGACUCUGGGGCUGGAGGCUGCGGAGAGCUCCAGCGUGGAUCUGCAGCCCAACACAGUUCAAGCUAUGGGGGCAGCCAAGCUCCUCUGGGCCCUGGCUCUGCUGUCACUCGCCGCUCCAGCCAUUUCGGAUCCUCAUUAUAUGGUAAUUGUUCCAGCCAUCAUUAGCCAUCCUACUAUGGAAAACAUCUGUGUACUCCUACGUUUCCUCCCAGAGACUGUCAACCUCCAAGUAACAUUGACGAUAAGGACUCAGAACUACACUUUAGUAGACAAAGAUGUGGAGAAGCCAGGGACCUUUGAGUGCAUCAGCUUCCGGGUCCCUGAUUUUCUUUCCGGUGCAACGUCUAGCGAUAUCGAAGACACCGUGGCCAGUGUGCACGUUCUAAUUCGAAAGGACGGCAUUGUGAGCUUUGAGGGCCGGAAGAAGGUGCUGGUGAGGAAUGCUUUCAUCAGGCAUAUCAUAGAGCCAGACAAGCCCUUUUACAAGCCCGGAGAAACAGUCAGCUUUCGUAUUGUGAGGCUUGAUGAAGAAUUUAAGGCCAUUAAUAGAACCAUCCCUCUGAUACAGCUGGAAGAUCCUAACGGGAAUCGAAUUGGCCAGUGGGUGGAUGUGGAGCCUCGUCACGGCAUUGUGGAUUUGUCGUUCCCUCUGGCCUCUGAAGCAGCCCUGGGAACAUAUGUCAUCACAGUGGGAAAUGCUAAUCCUGAGCUGGGAAAGAGAAGAUUCACAGUUCAAGAAUAUGAGCUGCAUAAAAUCGAAGUGUGGUUUGAGCCCACACCACUGAUCCGCACUUCAGAUGAAGAAUUUGAGGUCACAGUGUGUGGCAAGUACACAUAUGGAAAGACUGUUCGAGGAAUUAUAUAUCUCAGUUUGGAAAGGAGAAUAUCAUUUUUUUUUGCAAGUGAUACAGAGGAAACAUUAUUUCACAUUAGGAAAGAGUAUACAGGCCAGACAGACAAGACCGGUUGCGCCACUUUUACUAUUAACGGGACUGAUGUUAAUCUGAGUCAAAAAGGCUAUGACCGUUCCAUUCAAGCUUCUGCAGAAAUGGAGGAGGAAGGAACAGGAGUGAAGAGCACAGGAGAGGAUACCAUCAUUAUCUCUGCCAAGGAGGUCGAAUUGCACUUUGUCUUACUCAAUUCGUUCUAUAAGCAAGGUUUCCCAUACACUGGAUUGAUGUAUGUUUCAGUUGAAGGGUCACCUAUCCAGAAUCGAACUGUCUACCUCACUGUUGAUGUUGAUGACGUCCAGACCCACACAACAUAUGUCACAAAUGAGAACGGGGUUGUCAACUUCUCCCUAGACACAACAACCUGGAAUAACACCAUGGUAUCCCUAAGGGGUAGAUACUCCAUGGAGAAUGCAACCCAAAGUGAGACGUCUCAUAUGUCAAUCUUUGAAGCUUUCACAUGGCUGAAGCCAUUCUACUCAGAGAGUAGCAGUUUCCUUGAGAUCCAGCAACUGGAGGAAGAGGUGCCCUGUGGAAAGGAUCAGGAAGUACGGGUGGAAUACAUCCUCGACCGGAAAGAAUUGGGCCCCGACGCCGACCAUGUAGAUUUCUACUACUUGGUUUUAUCAAAAGGGAAGAUUGUCUACAGUGGACAGAAGCAGGUGACAGUUGGCCAUGAGGAAACACUGAAGGGCAGCUUCUCUCUCAUCCUGUCCACAAGCUCUGAUGUGGCGCCCAUAGCCAGGAUUCUGGUGUAUGCUGUGUUUGAUGAUGGCGAAGUGGCAGCUGAUGUGGACGUGUUUCUCAUAGAAAAGUGCUUCAAACAGAAGGUGUCAUUGAGCUUCUCAGAGGAGGAGCAGCUUCCAGGAUCAGAGGUCAAUCUGCAGAUUGAAGCUGCUCCUGGUGCCCUGUGUUCCCUCCAUGCUGUGGACAAGAGUGUCGUCCUGAAGGAGAAUGCAACUCUGACCCCAGAAAAGGUGUAUGCUGCUCCUAUGUUUUAUGGGUCUGAUACAAUUACUGGAAGAGGAUUUCCCUAUCGCUUAGAAGAUUUUGAGCCAUACCCUUGUCUGCGCCCUUUGGGUCCUAGUCAGAGGCAAAAGCGGUCCUUGAAGGUAGCCCCUUGGUAUCAGAGUGAGGCUGACGUUUAUAGUCUGCUUAAGCAACUGAGAUUGAAAAUUUUCACCAACCUGGAAGUUAAAAAGCCUGUUUCUUGUGAGCUUCCACAUCCGGAGAGAAUUGCUUUCAGGAGAAAUGAAAUUGGUCUCCCAGGUGUGUCAGGUCCUGCAGGUAGUGCCAAAGAUACAGAAGUGCCUCUGGUUCUUAACGCCAUAGAAAACAAGAUGGACGAGAAAGCCAAACCCAGGACAUAUUUUCCAGAGACCUGGAUCUGGGAUUUAACACCUGUUGAUGAGGAAGGGAAGGCAACUCACUCAGUCACGGUUCCAGACACCAUCACGGAUUGGAACGCGAAUGCCUUCUGUGUGGCGGACAUUGGCUUUGGACUCUCCCAACCGGCCACGCUCAGGGUUUUCAAGCCAUUCUUCGUUGAGCUGGUGCUGCCGUAUUCUGUGGUCCGUGGAGAGACGCUGCAGCUAAAGGCCACUGUCUUCAAUUACCUCAAGGAUUGUAUCCAGGUGAGAGUACACCUGCUGGAGUCUCAAGACGUGGAGGUGAAGCCCUGCCCAGAGUGCCACUUCACCACCUGCCUCUGUGCAGAUGAGGCCAAGACCUUCUCCUGGAAUGUGACCGCUACCCAGCUAGGCCAGGUCAACCUCUCGGUAACCACGGAGGCCGAAGAGACGCAAGAGCUGUGCGGCAACCAGAUAUCUGUGGCCCCGGCCCGAGGCCGCUCAGACACGGUGGUAAAAGCCCUGCUUGUCAAGCCUGAAGGCGUCCUUGAAGAAGAGACCCACAACGUGUUCCUUUGUUCUUCAGGGGACCCCGUGCUGGAUGAAGUUUCCCUGGAGCUGCCAGGAGAUGUGGUGUCGGGCUCUGGCCGAGCCACCGUCUCUACCAUUGGAGACAUUAUGGGUGCUGCACUACAAAAUGUAGACCAGCUGCUUCAGAUGCCCUUUGGCUGUGGUGAGCAAAACAUGGCCAAGUUUGUUCCCAACAUCUUUAUACUGCAGUACUUGGAGAAGACCAACCAGGUGACCGCUGAGAACAAGGAGAAGGGGACGGAAUACAUGAAGAGCGGGUACCAACGUCAGCUGCUCUACAAACGUGACGAUGGCUCCUACAGUGCCUUUGGGAAGCGUGAUAGCGAGGGCAACACCUGGCUGACGGCUUUUGUGGCUAAGGCGUUUGGCCAGGCGAAGCCCUAUGUCUAUAUUGACGAAAAGCACGUCCAAGAUGCCCUGCAAUGGCUGAGUCAGCACCAGCGUCCCAGUGGCUGCUUUGAAAGCGUGGGGCGGCUCUUCAACAAUGCCCUGAAGGGCGGCGUGGAGGAUGAUCUCUCACUGACGGCCUAUGUCACUGCCUCACUGCUGGAGGCCCACGUGGAGAAGAACCAUUCCAUGGUACAAGAUGCCUUACUCUGCCUUAAGAAGAACUUAACUUCUGUGAGCGAUGCCUAUCCCAAGGCCAUAUUGGCUUAUGUUUUCACAUUGGCUGGGGAGACAGAGGCGCGGCAGCAGCUGCUGAAAGACUUAGAUGAACUGGCGAUCAAAACAGAAGGAGCCAUAACCUUUUCAGAGACGGAGACAAGCGCCUACGUCCUCUUGGCUUACCUCUCCACGUCAGAGGUGUCCGCAGAUGACAUCACGUACGCCUCCCAGAUUGUGCGUGCCCUGACCCGGGCACAGAAUUCGUACGGAGGCUUUUCCUCUACACAGGACACCGUGGUGUCCCUGCAGGCUUUAGCCAAGUAUGCCGGCUUGACGUAUCGUGAGAUCGACGAUCUAAAGGUGCUGGUGAAAUCCAGUGGAGGUUUCCAGCAUGAAUUCCAUGUGGGCAAGAAGAACCGGCUGUUACUGCAGCAGGCCUCACUCCCAGAGGUGCCCGGUCAAUACAAGGUGGAGUUAUUGGGGAGUGGCUGCGUGUAUGUGCAGACUAAUCUUCAAUAUAACAAAGUGCCUCCGAAGCCUGAAGGUUUUCUUCUGCAUGUGGAGACAUCACCAAAGGAGUGCAACCAGACUACUAAGAAACAUUUUGAUGUCAACCUGCAAGUGAGCUACGCAGGGCAGCGAGAAACAAGCAAUAUGGUCCUGUUAGAGGUGAAUAUGCUAUCUGGGUAUAUCCCUGUGAAGAAGUCUGUGAAAAAGCUGCUAAUAAAUCCCCUAAUUAAGAAGGUGGAACCUGAGCAUGACAAGAUCAGCAUCUAUCUGGAUCAGCUGGAUCAUAGUGUCCAAAACUAUGGUUUCUCUGUGAAGCAGGAAACUGAAGUGAUGGACCUGAAGGCAGCAACUGUGAACAUCUAUGAUUACUACCAUCCAGAAGACAAGGCGGUUGCUGAAUAUAACGCUCCCUGCAGCGCAGAGAGCAUGAAGGAAGAUCAACACUAGUUCUGUACCUAAAGCAUGAAGCAGCACCUGGACAUUGAAAUUGAUGGCGAUCUCCCUUCUUAUGCCAUUGCUCUUUCAGGCUGUGUAUGGCCUGGCCCCAAAGAUCCGUAUGAGCAAGUGGAAAGCACUUUUGCUUCACGUGUUUGUAGUGGCUGCUGAUAUCCCCUUCCUGCCUGUAUCCCCAACUCCACCCAGGCCCACCUGAGAGUCCCUCAACCCUCAGAAGUAGCUUUUGGGUGGCUUUUUCAGUCAAAGGGAACACUGGCAGUGCCCCGUGCAUCUGCAGAAAUGCUUUCUUCCACUCAUGUACAAGGUGACUUGGCAAUCAUGACACAAUAUGUGAAAAGAGCUGACCUUUUGUUUAAGCUUUCAAUUUUCUGGUCAUGGAGUGCAAAGUCAGAAUGAAAAGCUAUGGAGAGAGAGAAACCGUGCUAUGUUAAUUUUUUCAAGGAUAUAUACUUUUACUUGGAUGGACAAGGAUAUAAAAACGAUAUGGGUUCAGAAUGACCUUGUCUGUAGUCAUUAUGAUAAUAACUGUAUGGUGAAGAUAUGCUAUCGAAGAGUUCAGUGUACUGCUGUUUAAUUAUUUUAAAAGGGUGAUUACUUUUUGAAAUAAUCCUAUUUUCUCAAAGAAUGAGAAUCAUUACUCACUGUAUGCCAAGACCUGAUAAUAAAACCUACUUUUCGUUUA